Messenger RNA from Aspergillus wentii DTO 134E9, 1179 nucleotides. RefSeq lists its product as uncharacterized. Gene Ontology annotation, molecular function: oxidoreductase activity; FMN binding. NCBI's taxonomy places the organism in Eukaryota, Fungi, Ascomycota, Eurotiomycetes, Eurotiales, Aspergillaceae. The transcript has 6 exons. Bases 1 to 1179 code for a protein of 392 amino acids. The record is from RefSeq and is a predicted model, not a curated record.
AUGGCACAUCUCCUCCAGCCCAUCAUCCUGGGCGACUGCAUCCCCCUCCGCAAUCGCAUCUGCAUGGGCUCAAUGACACGCAACCGCUGCGUGGACGAUGCCAAACCUACACCCGCCACAGCCCGACACUACGCUGACCGAGCUCGAGAUGGAACCGGCCUCAUCAUUGCAGAGGGGGCGUUUGUCUCUCUACAUGGUGCUGAAUGGCCUCAUGCGCCGGUCAUGUUUGACGAUAGUCAUGCUGGGGCGUGGAAGAAGGUCACUGCUGCUGUGCAUGAGCAGGGUGGGAGGAUUUUCUUUCAGCCGUGGCAUCCUGGUCGGAUUCAGCAUGAGGACAUGCCCAUGUUGAAGGAAAGUGGCUAUCCUGUGCUGGCUCCAUCGACAGUGCCAGCGGCUGGAGGCAAGUUUCGUCUUCUUGAGGGUAAACCGGGCCAUACUGAAAACAUCACCGAGAUCGGCGAUCCAAGUGUGAUUGUCGAGCAGUUCAAACAGUCUGUUCUUCUGGCACAGGAGAGUGGCUUUGACGGCAUUGAAUUGCUAUGCCAGGGGGGCUAUCUCCUUCACAACUUUCUAUGCUCCCACGCCAAUAAACGAAUUGAUGAAUAUGGAGGCACCAUCGAAAACCGCUGCCGCUUCCCCCUCCAAGUCCUCGACGCCAUCAUCUCAGUCUGGGGACCUCGUCGUGUAGGAAUCAAAAUCUGCCCAUCAGACGACUACAAUGACUCGGCUGUCUCAUACGAUGAACUGAGCGAAGUGUAUGAGUAUCUUAUCCGCCAGCUAGUUAUUCGUGAACUGGGAUAUAUCGAGCUCUCUCGCCGUGGUAGUAUAGACAGAGCACAGGAUGACUAUUUCAAGACGCCGCCUCGUCUACAGGGAAAGGAGUUACCGGAUAACUAUGAUACAAUUGCGCAGUUUGGGCCGUUGGUCAAGUAUCCUGGUAGUAAGAGUUUGCUUAUGGUUAACCAUGAAUACACGGUGGAUGAGGCGGAGGAGUUGUUGCGAGAGAAUAAGGCUGAUAUGGUGUGUCUUGGUCGGCCGUUUAUCUAUAAUCCUGAUCUGAUCACUCGCAUCAAGAAUGGCCUUCCCUUUGCAGUGAAUGAUCGAGGUGGAAUGGUCAACUAUGGACCGUAUACAACGCCCGAUGAGAAUUACAAUGACUGGCCAGCUGCAUCGGCAUAA